This is a messenger RNA of Glarea lozoyensis ATCC 20868, 1062 nucleotides long. RefSeq lists its product as uncharacterized. Bases 1 to 1062 code for a protein of 353 amino acids. The transcript has 2 exons. The record is from RefSeq and is a predicted model, not a curated record. NCBI's taxonomy places the organism in Eukaryota, Fungi, Ascomycota, Leotiomycetes, Helotiales, Helotiaceae.
AUGCCUUCAACGGAAAAUUUAAAAGCAUCGGUUUUCGACCCAAUUAUCGAUGAAGAGACCAAAGCCUGCAUUGUUAACUCGCUUUGGGGUCUAGAUUCAGGGUCAAGUCAUCACUGCGUUCCGAAAACAGCAAGCAACUAUGGAUCGUACUUCAACUACUAUAUGGAGCAAUGCGAUACCGCCGGCCAUGACAAUAGAAGAUACCUUUCUGUGAGAACUCACCAAGACGUUGUCGAUAUUGUUAACCAUAUCAAAACGAAUAUCAAUCGAGAUGACUUGAGCCAGGUUCUGAAAGCGAAAUGGCCUCAUCCAGAUCCACGCAGUGCUAGUGCACAAAUUGAUGGAUCUAUCGACCUUGCUGCUCGCUUGUUGCUGAUGAUCGAUGUAGGAGAUCUGAAGCAUGGGUUUCGCAGUGGGAAUCGGUUGAUAUGGGAUGGAGGCUCACUGAAGAGUCUGGUGCACUCACACUACAACACAGCUCAGAGUUUGCAUACCGAGCAUGUCAGACUCGAGAAAAUCUUCAAUGCUCGGAAUCUUGUUCGCAUCGGAGGCUUCAAAAUCGAGUGGACAAAUAACUUGGCGGAUCAUUUGCGAAUCUUGAACGAUGACGAGAAAAAAGUGGCAAUCUUCUCUAAUUUCUCUUUUCUGAAAGUCCAGGAAAAUAGUCCUAUGUUUCCCGAUGGGCUUAUCGACGAGACUCUAAGGACCCUAGCUUUAUUGCUUCCUCGCUCAGACGUCGAGACAAGAAAAUGGUAUCGUAAGGUUUCGAAUAAAUUCCUUCUCGAUCCUCAAGCCACUCAGUGCAACUCGUUGAGACUGAUGGACCGACACAUCGAUCGCUUCCACUUCUGGCGGGACCGAAUAGUUGUUUUGAAAGAAAUGUUCGAUGAAGCAGAACCCAGAACAUUGCUACAGUGGUGGUCCGAUAGAAGGAAUGUUGUUCAGUGGUAUACAUUCUGGGUUGCUGGUAUAGUGUUGGUAUUGACAUUUGUAUUCGGACUGAUUCAAUGUAUUGAGGGAGGUAUUCAGGUAUAUUUUGCAUUUCCGAAGAGUCCUGCCUGA